AGGGGGAAGGUCGCCAUGGCGACCCGCUCCGCCCUCCGCGCGCCUCUCGCGAGACCCUCCGGCCCGACCCCGUGCCCGCCCUCGGAGGGCUGGCAGUUCCCGCCUCGCACAGGUCACUCAGAUCCUCGGGACCUCCUCCUCCCUAACGCUGGUGGCGACGAGAUUGACCUGCCCGAGUACCAGGGGGAGCCAGACGAGAUCUCCGUGCAGAAGUGCCGUGAAGCCGCCCGGCAGGUUCAGGGACCUGUUAUAGUAGAGGACACCUGCUUGUGCUUCAAUGCCCUGGGGGGCCUUCCAGGACCCUACAUAAAAUGGUUCCUGGAGAAACUCAAGCCAGAAGGCCUGUACAAGCUGCUGGCUGGCUUUGAAGACAAGUCUGCCUACGCCCUCUGUACUUUUGCCUUCAGCAGUGGGAACCCCGAGGAGCCCGUCAGGCUGUUCAAGGGCCAGACCCACGGGCUGAUCGUGGAGCCCAGAGGCCCUCGGGAUUUUGGCUGGGAUCCCUGCUUUCAGCCAGAUGGCUACAACCAGACCUACGCUGAGCUGCCCAAGGCAGUGAAGAACUCCAUCUCACACCGAUACCGAGCACUGAGCGAGCUCUCUGCCUUCUUUCUCCAGAGCAACUCGACAGAGCACCACUCCGGUCCCAGCUAGUGCCCCGGGCUGCGGGCACCCCGUGUCCACAGAUCACAGAAUUGUUAGGGCUGGAAGGGACCUCUGGAGAUCAUCCCCUCCAACCCCCCUGCAUGUCCAUGUCACACACAGCCCCGGGAGAGCUUUGUUCUGCUGCGGGCUGCCAUUAAAGCUGCUCCUUUAGAACCCA
Molecule: messenger RNA, 823 nt
Organism: Manacus vitellinus (golden-collared manakin)
Lineage: Eukaryota; Metazoa; Chordata; Aves; Passeriformes; Pipridae
Gene: ITPA
Product: inosine triphosphatase
Exons: 8
Coding region: 16-654 (212 amino acids)
Biological process (GO): nucleoside triphosphate catabolic process
Cellular component (GO): cytoplasm
Molecular function (GO): nucleoside triphosphate diphosphatase activity
Source: RefSeq, a predicted model, not a curated record